Molecule: messenger RNA, 3120 nt
Organism: Sorghum bicolor (sorghum)
Lineage: Eukaryota; Viridiplantae; Streptophyta; Magnoliopsida; Poales; Poaceae
Product: THO complex subunit 5A
Exons: 8
Coding region: 92-2488 (798 amino acids)
Biological process (GO): mRNA export from nucleus; positive regulation of DNA-templated transcription, elongation
Cellular component (GO): THO complex part of transcription export complex
Molecular function (GO): mRNA binding
Source: RefSeq, a predicted model, not a curated record
CUAGACGGGUCCGAAACGCACACUUACGCAGUUCCGCUCCACCCACUCCAUCGUACCACGGCCGUCGUCCCUCCCCGCGCCGGCCGAACCGAUGGCGGCGGCGCCGACGGCGGAAGCCAUGGACGUCGAUGCGCCGGCUAGGCCGCUGACUACCUCCUCGGCGACCAAGUCGCGCUCCCCUCACGACGUCCUCGCCGAGACCCGCGCCUCCAUCGAGAAGGUCGCCGCCCGGAUCCUCGCCAUCAAGAAAGACGGCGCCCCCAAGUCGGAGCUCCGCGAGCUCGUCACUCAGAUGUCGCUGCUCCUCGUCACGCUACGCCAAGUGAACAGGGAGAUCCUGAUGGAGGAGGACAAGGUCAAGGCGGAGACGGAGGCCGCGAAGGCGCCGGUGGACUCCACGACCCUGCAGCUGCAUAACCUGUUGUACGAGAAGAACCACUACGUGAAGGCCAUAAGGGCGUGUCUCGACUUUCAGACGAAGUACCCGGGGAUAGAGCUUGUGCCCGAGGAGGAGUUCCAGCGUUCCGCGCCGGCAGACAUCCUUGAGAAGACCCUCGCUGCCGAUGCCUCCCACGACGUCAUGCUCAAGCGCCUCAACUUUGAGCUCGUCCAGAGGAAAGAGUUAUGCAAGCUGCAUGAGAAAUUAGAACAACAGAAGAGCAGCUUGCUGGAAACAAUUGCUAAUCAGAAAAAGUUCCUUUCAAGCCUUCCAUCACAUUUGAAAUCAUUGAAGAAAGCAUCAUUGCCAGUGCAGCAACAGUUGGGGAUGCAACAUACCAAGAAACUAAAGCAGCACCAUGCUGCUGAGUUACUUCCUACUCCGCUUUAUAUAGCAUACACUCAGUUGCUAGGGCAGAAAGAAGCAUUUGGAGAGAAUAUUGAAGUAGAGAUCUCAGGAAGCACAAAGGAUGCCCAAAUAUUUGCUCAGCAACAAGCCAAGAAGGAAAAUGCAGGCACUCUUUCAAAUGGCGACAGCAGAAUGGAUGAUGAUGUGAUUGAUGAUGAAGAAGAUGCUCAGAGAAGAAGGUCAAGAUCCAAAAAGAAUGUGGUGAAGGAAGCUAAUAAUCCAGCAGUGGCCUAUCAACUUCACCCACUUAAAAUUAUCCUCCAUGUAUAUGAUACUGAAGAUUCUGGUAGCAGACGCCGUAAACUGAUCACCCUGAGGUUUGAGUACUUGGCAAAGUUGAAUGUUGUUUGUGUUGGAAUUGAAGAUUCAGAGGGUCUAGACAAUAAUGUCUUGUGCAACCUAUUUCCAGAUGACACUGGUUUAGAUCUGCCUCACCAGAUGGCUAAGAUUUACGCUGGGGAGGUUCCAAACUUCAGCGACAAGGAUUCAAGGCCAUACAAGUGGGCACAGCAUUUAGGUGGUAUCGACUUUUUGCCUGAAGUGCCUCCAUCUGCUGGGGAUGAUUCUAGCAGAGCAUUAAGCAGUGCUGAUUUGUCAUCCAGGCUUGCUCUAUAUCGUCAGCAGAACCGUGCACAGGCUAUUUUGCAGAGAAUCCGCUUGCGGAAAGUUGCCCAGAUGGCUCUUAUGUGGCAACUUGAUUAUUUGACAAAGCUGAAGUGGCCUCGAAUAGAACAUAAGAAUGCACCAUGGGCAUCACGCAACCCACUGUGCAGUCUGCAUAGUUGGUCAUUGACAAGUUCUUAUCCUGAGCCAUCGUCUCGUUCUAUUUUGAUGGUAAGUGGGGCUGCAAGCAAUAAUGUUGACAGUGAUGUAGAGAGAUCUGUAACAAACUGGGAAGAAACUGAAGGUACCAGGGAGGAUGGGGAGCUUCCAGUUGUGAUUCCUGCUGAAAAUGAACCAAAUGGUUCUACAAUUUUGCACCCUGAGGUGUCACCUGAGAUUCGGAGCCAUUCUAGAGGCUUAUCCCUGAUAUCAAAGAGUGCAACACCAUCUAAGCUAAGCAUCUCACAGAGUUUUGGUAGAAAUGAGGAUGAUCUUGAUCUCUUGAUGUAUAGUGACAACGAGUUGGAAGACCAGCCCUGCAUUCUUGACGAAACUGAGAAAGCUAGCCCGAUUGUAGACAGGUCCUGGGAGGACUAUGCUUCCAAGGAGUUCACCAUGGUCUUGAGUAAAACUAUGAAGAAAGGUCCAAAAGUCAUGCUAGAAGCCAAGGUUAAGAUAAGUAUGGAGUAUCCUCUUAGACCUCCCCUUUUCAGAUUACGUUUGCUCUCAGAAAAGUCUGAAACUUUAAAGUGGCACAAUGAUCUUCGUGCAAUGGAAGCUGAGGUAAACCUUCACAUCCUUCGAAGCCUACCUCCAUCAUAUGAGGAUUAUAUAUUGACUCACCAAGUUAUGUGCCUGGCUAUGCUGUUUGACAUGCAUUUUGAUGAGGAAUACGAGAAAAGAAAAGUUACUUCAGUGAUCGAUGUUGGUCUCUGCAAACCUGUUAGUGGAACUAUGCUUACUAGAUCGGUUAGGGGAAGAGACCGAAGGCAGACUAUUUAUUGGAGAGGUGCUGAUUGCUCGUCCAGUUACUUGUAGAGUGUGUGAUCUUGACUGGUCUACAUUGAUUGCCCUCUGGAGAAAUCCUUUCCUGGCACUGGAGAACUGCUUGUGUAACAUUAGAGCUGACACAGAUCCUUGGUUAUCACUACUGUCUUGACAACAAUAGCUCGGAAGAUUUCUCUCUGCCCAUACCAACUAGAGAAAUUAUUUGCUGUGUUGAUGGUAAUCACUAUAUACACUUAUUUGCCCCUGUAGGAAAAACUAUAGGUACAGUUAAUCACCACAAGGCUUACUGCAUGAAUUUGUGCUGUUGAGUAUAUUUCAAGAAGCCUUUUCUGCUGGUUCUUAUUUUCGGUUGCAGUUAAAUUUUUGAAGCUUGCAUCAUUCUUUUCCAGCAAACAGCUUCUGCAAUAAGCAGAGCUUGCUGAUCCGGUUGAUGAUGUUGGAGCAUCCUGCUGGUUAACCAAUCUCAGUUAUUGCAAUUGCUUGUGCUUGACCCACAGCUAUGAGGUAAAUGGCUUACGGUAUCGAUUAUUUGUUAAUUCUACAUUUGAGUAAUGCUGUGGGUGUAAUAACUUUUGUUCUUUAAGAAACACUGGAACAGAAAGAUGAGAUUUGUGGCCCACAUGAUGGAUGUAGUCGUUUGAAUGAAAAUCACGUUUUCUAGC